Mandrillus leucophaeus (drill) is the source of this 1103-nucleotide messenger RNA. RefSeq names its product retinol dehydrogenase 13 (all-trans/9-cis) (gene RDH13). The coding region runs from base 4 to 954 and encodes 316 amino acids. Gene Ontology annotation, molecular function: oxidoreductase activity. Lineage: Eukaryota; Metazoa; Chordata; Mammalia; Primates; Cercopithecidae. The record is from RefSeq and is a predicted model, not a curated record. The transcript has 6 exons.
ACCAUGCUGCUUCUCACUGUCAGGGACUAUGUCACCGGUGGGGCUUGCCCCAGCAAGGCCACCAUCCCUGGGAAGACGGUCAUCGUGACGGGCGCCAACACAGGCAUCGGGAAGCAGACCGCCUUGGAAUUGGCCAAGAGAGGAGGCAACAUCAUCCUGGCCUGCCGAGACAUGGAGAAGUGUGAGGCGGCGGCAAAGGACAUCCGCGGGGAGACUCUCAAUCACCACGUCAACGCCCGGCACCUGGACUUGGCUUCCCUGAAGUCCAUCCGAGAGUUUGCAGCGAAGAUCAUUGAAGAGGAGGAGCGAGUGGACAUUCUAAUCAACAACGCGGGCGUGAUGCGGUGCCCCCACUGGACCACCGAGGACGGCUUUGAGAUGCAGUUUGGCGUUAACCACCUGGGUCACUUUCUCUUGACGAACUUGCUGCUGGACAAGCUGAAAGCCUCAGCCCCUUCGCGGAUCAUCAACCUCUCAUCCUUGGCCCACGUGGUUGGGCACAUAGACUUUGAUGACUUGAACUGGCAGACGAGGAAGUAUGACACCAAAGCCGCCUACUGCCAGAGCAAGCUGGCCAUCGUCCUCUUCACCAAGGAGCUGAGCCGGCGGCUGCAAGGCUCUGGUGUGACUGUCAACGCCCUGCACCCCGGCGUGGCCAGGACAGAGCUGGGCAGACACACGGGCAUCCAUGGCUCCACCUUCUCCAGCACCACGCUCGGGCCCAUCUUCUGGCUGUUGGUCAAGGGCCCCGAGCUGGCCGCCCAGCCCAGCACAUACCUGGCCGUGGCAGAGGAACUGGCAGAUGUUUCCGGAAAGUACUUCGAUGGACUCAAACAGAAGGCCCCGGCCCCCGAGGCUGAGGAUGAGGAGGUGGCCCGGAGGCUUUGGGCUGAAAGCGCCCGCCUGGUGGGCUUAGAGGCUCCCUCUGUGAGGCAGCAGCCCCUUCCCAGAUAACUUCUGGAGCAGAUUUGAAAGCCAGGAUGGAGCCGCAAGACCGAGGGCUGCUGUCUGCCAUGCCCGCAGCUUCCUGGCACCACCUGAGCUGGGAGACCCAGGACUGCCGGCCCCAUGCCCGCAGCUUCCUCUAGGGGGCGGUGUUGGCA